Molecule: messenger RNA, 5447 nt
Organism: Cavia porcellus (domestic guinea pig)
Lineage: Eukaryota; Metazoa; Chordata; Mammalia; Rodentia; Caviidae
Gene: Pxk
Product: PX domain containing serine/threonine kinase like
Exons: 18
Coding region: 83-1645 (520 amino acids)
Biological process (GO): negative regulation of monoatomic ion transport; protein phosphorylation; negative regulation of ATP-dependent activity
Cellular component (GO): plasma membrane
Molecular function (GO): phosphatidylinositol binding; ATP binding; actin binding
Source: RefSeq, a predicted model, not a curated record
CGGCGGCGGACGGCGGGCGGCGGGCGGCGGGCGGCGGGAGUCUGCGCCCUGGGUCCUGACCCGCGUCCCGGGCGGCGGCGGCAUGGCCUUCAUGGAGAAGCCGCCGGCCGGCAAGGUGCUGCUGGAUGACACGGUGCCGCUGACGGCGGCCAUCGAGGCGAGCCAGAGCCUGCAGUCGCACACGGAAUACAUUAUUCGAGUACAAAGAGGAAUUUCUGUAGACAACAGCUGGCAGAUUGUUAGAAGAUACAGUGACUUUGAUUUACUGAACAACAGCUUGCAGAUUGCAGGCCUAAGUCUACCUCUUCCUCCCAAAAAAUUGAUUGGAAACAUGGAUCGUGAAUUCAUAGCUGAGAGGCAGAAAGGUCUUCAGAACUAUCUCAAUGUUAUCACCACAAAUCAUAUCUUGUCUAACUGUGAGCUGGUUAAGAAGUUUUUAGAUCCAAACAACUAUUCUGCAAACUACACUGAAAUUGCCUUACAACAGGUUUCCAUGUUCUUCCGAUCAGAACCAAAGUGGGAGGUGGUGGAACCGUUGAAAGACAUAGGCUGGAGGAUUAGGAAAAAAUACUUCUUGAUGAAGAUUAAAAAUCAACCAAAGGAACGGCUGGUGUUAAGCUGGGCUGAUCUUGGCCCUGACAAAUACUUGUUGGAUAAAGAUUUUCAGUGUCUGAUCAAACUUCUGCCUUCCUGUUUGCACCCUUAUGUUUACCGGGUUACUUUUGCCACAGCUAAUGAAUCCUCUGCACUGCUAAUCAGGAUGUUUAAUGAAAAAGGAACUUUGAAGGAUCUGAUCUACAAGGCAAAACCAAAGGAUCCAUUCCUAAGGAAGUACUGCAACCCUAAGAAGAUUCAGGGCCUUGAACUCCAGCAGAUAAAAACAUAUGGGCGACAGAUACUAGAGGUACUAAAGUUCCUACAUGACAAGGGGUUUCCUUACGGGCAUCUUCAUGCCUCCAACGUGAUGCUGGACGGUGACACUUGCCGGCUGCUGGACCUUGAGAACUCUUUACUGGGCCUCCCUUCCUUCUACCGGCCCUACUUCACACAGUUCAGGAAGAUCAAUACAUUGGAAAGCGUGGAUGUCCACUGCUUUGGUCACUUACUGUACGAGAUGACUUAUGGACGACCGCCUGACUCGGUGCCUGUGGACUCCUUUCCUCCUGCACCAUCCUUGGCUGUGGUGGCCGUGUUGGAGUCUACGCUGUCUUGUGAAGCCUGUAAAAAUGGCAUGCCUACCGUCUCCCGGCUCUUACAGAUGCCGUUAUUCAGUGAUGUUUUAUUAACCACUUCUGAAAAGCCACAGUUUAAGAUUCCCACAAAAUUAAAAGAGGCAUUGAGAAUUGCCAAAGAAUCUAUAGAAAAGAGACUAAUUGAAGAACAGAAACAGAUUCACCAGCAUCGAAGACUGACAAGAGCUCAGUCACACCAUGGAUCUGAAGAAGAAAGGAAAAAGAGAAAGAUUUUGGCUCGGAAGAAAUCAAAACGAUCUGCUAUUGAAAACAGUGAAGAACAUUCAGUGAAGUACAACAACUCUAACAAUUCAGCAGGAUCUGGGGCCAGCUCACCUCUCACAUCCCCAUCAUCUCCGACUCCGCCUUCUACAGCAGUUCCUCUAACAAGGGCUCCUCAUAUGGAAAACUAGUACACAACAAGCACAGCCUUGAGCUUCAUUCUGUGCGCGGCAUCAAGGGAUCCUAGAAAGUAGCCACUUCCUGGUCUGUGGCCUUCAGGCAAGUAGGCUGUAAGUCCUUGAUGGAUAUCCUCAGGGUUCCUCUGCCUUCAGGGCCUCUGCUGGGCAGAGGCGGACCUAGGCUUUCAGCUGCUUACCCUGGCUAGACUUGGAGGACAGGAAGGCUGGCUUUUCUUGGCCUGUCUUUCUCACUGCACUCUGCACACUGCUUAUCCUGCUGUGGGAUUCAUUUACCCCAAUUUGCAACCUGACUUCUAGGCUAAGUUUAUGGGUUUAAGUCAAGGGUAGUGUCUUCUGGGUUUAUGAUGAAUUACUGUUUUCAGAGAGGAAGGAGCCAGGUGUGGUGGUGCACACCUAUAAUCCCGAGCACUCUGGGAAGCUGAGGCAGGAGGAUUACAAAGUGAAACCCAGAGUGGACAGUUUAGCAGUUUAGCAAGACACUGUCUCAAAAUAAAAAAGGGCUAGGGUUGUAACUCAGUGUGAAGGUCCUGAGUUCAAUCCUCAGUGCAACCACCAAAAAAAGAAAAGGAAAAAAAUAUCUUUGUUUUCAAGGACUAAUAUUAAUGAAAGAAUUCCUACAAAAGAUAGCGUCUCAAUCACAAACACAGAACUUGAGACCUGCACCAAUGGUGUGGGAGUCCUAAGCUUGGGAGCCACUGCUUCCUGGUUCUGGAACCUUAGCCAGGUGCUUGGCCGCCAGGUGCCUCCAGUUCACAAAGAGAGAAGCUAGGGUACUGCCCCUGUUCAGCUGUUGGAAGGGUUCUGUGAAUUACAUGUAGGGGCCGUGCCCAGCACCUGGAAAGCCAUUCACACAGUUCGCUGCUCAGACCUCCAGCCAGUCUGUAUCUCUGGCCAGGUUUUGGUUAUCUCCUCUGUAAAAUGCAGAAAGCAGAAGUUAGAGGAGACCCUCCCCAAGUCCCUCACCAGGCACGCUGUAAAUCUGCUGUGGACUCUAUCUCCCAGCUGUGGGCUCAGCAGUUACCUUAGCCAACUCUGCAACUUAGGCAAGUUGAAUUUCUUCUGAAAGCAUCAAUUUUCAGUUCAUUGAUGUAACUCAUGUCUUCCUCUCAGUUACCUUUAGCAUGGGGCAGAUGUGACAUGUUGUUACAUACAGAGGUCUCACUCCCCUGGGUCCUUUCCAGCAAGUAGGCUCCUCCCUUUUCUCUCUGCAGCACCUUCUCAUGGGGCAUCUUGAGGUUUUUACCAAAUUGAUGGGAGGAAUAUCAUCUCCCUACGUCUGCUGACAGUUCUGUCUGGUGACGUGACAUUCUCUAAUUCUGCAAUCCUUUUUUUGGUAAGAACAUUGAUUUUUUUUUUUUUUCUCUCUUUUGGUACCGGGGAUCGAACUCAACGACCGCCUGCUUGCAAGGCAGGUGCUUAUGCUGCUGAGCUAAAUCCCCAGCCCUGAGAACAUUGAUUUUUGCUAAAGAUUGUUUUCUGUCUUAGGAAAGUCACACCUUCAAGAAGUUUAAAAUUCUUACCCCGAUUUAUUUCAUGGUAAAUGUCAUCAAUUAAUGUUUCUGUGAACACACUGAGCUGAGUAGUUUAAAAGGUCCCAAUUUAUAUACACAUAAGUAAAUACUCCAUAACUCUGCCCCUGUCACUUUAGGAGCAGAUGGUCCUGUCACUUUGCUGUCUUUGUUUUGUUUUUAUUUUUUUAAAGCAGAUUUGUAAGAAUAUUUUAGGAAAGCUAAAGAAGACAGGAUGCUAAAUUGUUUUUUAUAAACACAGCUAACUUAUUUUGUGCUAGCUACUGUUCUAAUUGGCUUUUGGUCAUUGUUUCAUUUAAUCCUCAUGAAUAUCUUUCUAUCCAGUGAGAGCAGAUUCCAUUUCAGCUCCGUUUUACAGAGAAGAAACUGAGGCUCUAGUACAAUUCAGAUGAAGCAACCAGUGUCACACAGGCAGGGGCUGGUGCUAUAGCCGGGAUUUCACCUCGGCAUGCCUCUAAUCAUUUUUCCGGCUCACUUACUGCACGCCUGGCUGUAGUUGCUCUGCAGUGCCUGCGCUGUUAGAUAGACACUGUGCCUGGCUCCUGAGACCAGACCCUGGAUGUAGAACCAGGAAACCUGGCCUGAGCCCUAACUCUGCACUUGUCUGCUGUGACCUUGGGCAAGUAAUUUCCAUUUUUCAAAGCUGUGUUUGAAGAGAACAUGUGCUCCCUCCCUCUGAGGGGGACAGUAUAAACGCCGAGCUCUGUAAGCAGUGAAGCACCGUCAGGUAUACGCCAGGAAGGCCCUGAUGUCCGAGAACUGUAGCCCUCCAUGCAUGCACUUUAGUGUUAAGCAGUAAUUUUGAGGAAGGAGAAGCCAAGUUUGUACAAAACCUGGUUUGGAAGAAUGAGUGGAGGAAAGAGAAGUUUCAGGUCUGGAGCUGGAAGGACCGAAAUGGUAGAGAAUGACUGAGGGCUUAAAGAACUGGAAGGAGGGUGAAGACGGGGAGCGGGGUUGGCACAAAAAACAGUGAGUUUUGGAGUGCUGGUGCUUUCAGAAUGUGUUAGCCGAAUCAGAGCCUAGAGCCUGUCAAGGUUUGAAAUGGAUGUCUCUGCCAGAAGAAUCACCUCCUUCUCAAAAGGGGAGCACACUUUACAAAGCUGCACUUGGAGGUGAGCAGAGUGCCCUGCAGACCUGCUCUGUGCAGCCUGCUGCUCUGCGCUGCAGCCGGCUGGCCUCUCCUGGUGCUGGCCUGUGUCUUCCUCCUCUCCCUCCUCGCAGCCCCAUCCCAGUGCGGGGCUCCUCAGAGUCACCCUAGGUGAGGGCUGGGGAGGGGGAAGCCUCCCAAUGUGCCUUAUGGGUCCAGGGCUGCAGCGGGCAGUGUGAGCAGUCUGCCUUGCCCUUGUCCCCAGGCCUCCCUAGGAGGGGCUCUUCCCUGAAAGUGGGGAGUGGGAACUCAGAUUCACUGGCCUGGAAAGAAUUAUCUUUCACUUUUAACACGCAGUCUGCUCACUUUAAGAGACAGCAUGGGAAAUGUUUGCCUUGCUUUUUCUUAUUAAGUGGCUGUCAUGCCCUCAGAGGAGGACGGCAGGCAGCCCGGCAGCUCUGCCUCAGGUCCACUCUAUGCUUUUGCUCUCCACAGCUCUAAACUGAUGUAAGUCUCUGUUUUACUCAGUAGAAGACCUGCUUUGAGGAGCAUUUCAGACUUUCUUUAGCCUUCUCCUUUUUUUUUUUUUCCAAUUCCUUUUCUAUCCCCUUCCCUUCACUUUCCCUCCCUCAAUCUUUCCUUCCCCUUUUGAUAAACUGUCCUUAUUUAGUGGGAGAAUGGUCUAUCCUGGAGACAUCUGUUGUGCUCUCCAAGGGAAGGAAGACCUCAGGGUGCUUUUUGAAGUGAAUGUUAUACUUCUAAAUAAAUAAACACAGUACCUAACUGGCUCAAGAAUGUGAAGAGGGAGGUGGCUCCCUGGUCACUCUAGUAGUGUGUGUGUGUGUGUGUGUGUGUGUGUGUGUGUGUGUGUCAUGUUUAACAUGUUCCUGUGCCCUGAGCCACCCGUGGCCAUGCAUGCUUGUGCUGUCAGGUGGCCUGGGACAGUCAUGUGUGGACUGUGGGGAGUUGGGAGCUACCAGCAGUGAAACAAACAAAUUAUGGCCCUGAUGUGAACAAAUGUGUGAAAAGGGUCAUGUCAUAUUUAUAAACCAGGGCAUUUUUCAUUGAGAAUAAUUAGUGUGUGAUUCAGGCUAGUAUUUUACUGUUACUGUUUGAUUAAAUGACACAAAAACUUGAAUAAUGACUUGUGUCCCCUUUCUCUCUUUCUCUUUGCUGU